Aphanomyces invadans is the source of this 1059-nucleotide messenger RNA. RefSeq lists its product as hypothetical. NCBI's taxonomy places the organism in Eukaryota, Oomycota, Saprolegniomycetes, Saprolegniales, Verrucalvaceae. The transcript is spliced from 6 exons. Bases 9 to 923 code for a protein of 304 amino acids. Gene Ontology annotation, molecular function: oxidoreductase activity. The record is from RefSeq and is a predicted model, not a curated record.
GCCCUGUCAUGGCAAUGCACUUUUCGCCGCGCGUGGCGAUUGUGACGGGCGCUGGAAACGGGCUCGGAAAAGCGUAUGCGUUGUAUUUAAGCAAGCUCGGGGCGAAAGUUGUGGUCAACGACACUGGUGGCGACCGCCAUGGCGUUGGGACACAAACGGGCGCGGCGGACGCCGUCGUGCGUGAAAUCCAGUCCUUGCACGGCAAAGAUGCCGCUGUGCCGAGCUACUCGUCGGUUGAGGAUGGAGACACCGUUGUGCAAGCGGCGCUCGAUGCGUUCGGGCGUGUGGACAUUGUGGUCAAUAAUGCAGGCAUUUUGCGCGACGUGACUCUCAAGAAUAUGACCAAGAACGACUGGGACCUCGUCAUGCGAGUCCACUUGAACGGCACCAUGAGUGUGACGAGGGCGGCUUGGCCCCACAUGCGUGAACAAAAGUACGGUCGCAUCGUGAAUGUGUCGUCUGCGUCCGGCCUGUAUGGAAACAUCGGACAGACCAACUACGCCGCGGCCAAGAUGGGCAUUGCGGGCUUUACAUUCACGGCCGCCAAGGAGGGUAGCCGCAGCAACAUCAAGGUGAACGUCGUCGCCCCGCUCGCCAUGUCUCGAAUGACGGAAACGAUCGAGACCGCGUCGCCACACGUCCUCGAGUGCCUCCGGCCCGAAUUUGUCGCUCCAUUUGUGGGGUAUCUUUGCCACGAAGACUGCGCUGUGUCUGGCCACGUGUACGAAGUCGGGGCCGGAUGGGUGUCAAGGGUCCGAUGGCAACGGAGCAACGGCGUCGUGAUUUCCCCGAACGAGAUGACUCUCGAUGCGAUUGCCGCAAACUUGGACAAGAUUAAUGCGUUCGAGAAAGAAGCGACGUAUCCUCAGAGUUUGCAGGAUUCGAUUCACGCGUGCGAGAAGGCACUCAAGACGUCUCGCUAGACAAGAUGGCUCGCCAUCGCACGAGAGCAACGACUUGCAGGGGAUGAAUGACUGUCAAGUUUAGCUGGAAUACCAUUCCAUUGAAGGAUGGAUCGGUACCUGCACAUAAUGAUGAAUGUGUAACGCAGCGAAACUG